Messenger RNA from Phlebotomus argentipes, 2407 nucleotides. Its product is annotated as BRCA2-interacting transcriptional repressor EMSY. The record is from RefSeq and is a predicted model, not a curated record. Gene Ontology annotation, cellular component: nucleoplasm. NCBI's taxonomy places the organism in Eukaryota, Metazoa, Arthropoda, Insecta, Diptera, Psychodidae. Bases 108 to 2114 code for a protein of 668 amino acids. Gene Ontology annotation, biological process: regulation of DNA-templated transcription. The transcript is spliced from 4 exons.
CAAGACAGCGCAAAAUCAUGGCGGAUUGACGUUGAGUGACAAAAUUUGUUUUCUAACUAUUUUCUCGCGUUCUUUUGCACUACAUUGUACAUAAACCGUGGCAAACGAUGUGGCCAACAACUGUGGAUAUGACGAGAGACGAGUGUCGCAGUGUUUUGAGGCGUUUGGAAUUGGACGCCUACUCGAGUGUGGUGAGCACCUUCCGGGCUCAGGGUCAUCUGACGGAGAGGAAGAUGGGCAUACUGAAGGAUCUGCAGGUGAUCCUCCACAUCUCAGUGGACAGGCAUCGCUGCGAGGCUCGCAGGGUGGCGCACGAUGAGGAGCUGAACACGGUGGCCACGAAGAUGUGUGGCCCCAACACGUCACACGAGUGGAGCCGCGAGGGACGACGGACGUUCCCGUUCUUCCCGCGGGACACAAUUCACACCGCGCUGACGCCAAUCGCGGACGCGGCCGUGGCGGAAGGAUCGCGACAGAAUUCAAUGCUGCCACAUCCCUCAGACACGGAGAGACUGUUCAAGCCACUCCUGCACACGUCCUCAGCGCCAGUGGUCAUGGAGGGUGAGUUUGUGCCGAGAAUGACGCCGCGGAAGGAUGGAAAACGUUCAGUGGCGUCGCAAGAGAGUUUUCCACUGGCCAAGAAGCGAUUUGUUCAAGCCUCACCCAGUGGGAAGGGCAAGGAAAUGCUGGAGAUGCGCCGAGAGUCGCCGGAGAAGAAGACAAGCGCCAAGCGAGUGAAGAAUCUCAAGUGGACAUCGCCGAAGAAGUCUCCGCUGUCGGACAGUGAGAAGAGCAAUCUGGCCAGCAGAAUUAUGCACUCCUACGCGAGUCCUGCUCCACUUCCUGCCACGCUGAAGCGCACUGUGAGUGAGAUAAAGUCUCCGCUGGAGGAGAGCGGAAGGACGCCAAUCCAAUUGUUGCCCCAAAUUGCCACAUCGAAGAAGGACAUCACGACGAAUCUGACGAAACUCAGUCAACUGGGAACGUCUGCCGGGAAGGCGGUGGUGAAGAAGAUUGACACUCCUCCGGGUGAUGUGAUGAAUGCCGAGAAUUGGCCAGAAGAGGAGCGACAAUCGAGAGUUUCUGUGGCUGUUCAGGGCGCCGUGAAGAGAGUGAACUUGACGAGCAACUCUCUGGCCACAUUGAUUGCGGCCAAUGGUGGGAAUAUUAUCAAGAAGAUCCCGUCGAGUGUCACGAGCGCCCUGCAGAGUGGCAUUGCGAAAACACUCAACUCCAGUGUGGUGACAACAACAGUGACUGCUGGUCAGCCUGUGCGUCCCAAAGUGAAGAUCAUCAGUCAGCAAAUCACACCGGCGCCUCUGACGCCGGGCACGCAGGUGAAGAUUCCGGCGGGAUUGAACCUGAAGACGCUUCAGGGGCGGCCGGAUAACAUCAAGAUCGUCACGGGGCCGUCGGGGAAGAUGGUGCUGAAGGCGGUGAAUGAUCCGGUGAAGGCCAAAGUGGCGCCAGCCAAGACCAUUCAGACAUUUGUGCUUCCGCCACCGGCCAAAGCCAUCACGCCGCCGGCGAAUGCGGCCAACAGUGUGUUCAAGAUCAUCAAGGAUCCCAAAGUGAUCACAGUGGAGCCGAUGGAGAACAAUGUGGUGGUGCUGGAUGUGCAGCAGGAGCAGAGUGUGCAGCAGGAGGACGUGCCAUUUGCCAGUCAGAUCACCGAAGACACGCCCGUGGACAUUCUCCCAGCCAAUGACGAUGUCCUGGACUCGGCCAGGGCCAAUUUGCGGACCAUUCGCGUGCCAAAGCGGGCGAAGGUGGUGACGACGGAUUGGGAGGAGGAGCUGGACACGCAGACGAAUCACAUCCGGACGCGGCGCAAGAGUGGCGACGACGAGGAGAAUUCCCUGGAAUACACAUAUCUGUCCGAGGGGCCAGAGGAGCAGAUUGAGGAGGACGAAGUGACGCUGGGGAGCAAUUCUGCCGAUCUGGUGGACGAUGCUAUUGUGGAGGAGGAUUUCCACGACGAGGAGACACCUGAGGAAGACAUGAACAGCAGUGGAAUUCCCAAAAUCUCCAUCGACACUCUCAUUACGGCUGGGCAAAUUUUGGAAUCCAACGAAAUGGCAAUGCGAGAGCAAGAAUGCAGUAGUAUUGAGUAGAUUUUAUCAUCUCAUAAUUGAUAUUUUUCUCAUUUUUUUCAUGUCAUGAAAGAGAAAUGCAAAUCGUUCAUUAUACAACUUCUUAAUCUUUUACGGAGGCCAAGAUUUUCCCUAUUUUUUCGGAGAACUUUUGUUUGAUUUAUUGAGACUAUUUCUCUAACAAACAGCAAUUUCUCCCCCCCCCCCCAUUUUUUUGUUUGUCAUGUGUCACAUUUUAACGUGUACAAAGUGAAAAUAAUAAAACACUAAAUGUCGAUUUAAAAGGAUUUUUCAAUAUGGAGAAAUUCACUGGA